Molecule: messenger RNA, 1526 nt
Organism: Carassius auratus (goldfish)
Lineage: Eukaryota; Metazoa; Chordata; Actinopteri; Cypriniformes; Cyprinidae
Product: tumor necrosis factor receptor superfamily member 5-like
Exons: 9
Coding region: 116-841 (241 amino acids)
Biological process (GO): defense response to Gram-positive bacterium; positive regulation of cytokine production involved in immune response; positive regulation of T cell migration
Cellular component (GO): external side of plasma membrane
Molecular function (GO): protein binding
Source: RefSeq, a predicted model, not a curated record
AUUGGAUCUGAUCCAGCUACGUCAUCGUGCUACAGGCUGCUGUGAGGACUUCUUGGGAAAAAUGGCGGAUUGAAAACAAGGACAAAUAUGGUGGGGGUUUCACAUUCUGUACGACAUGAGGAAGACAUUUGUGAGAUUCGUCUUCUUUCUUCUUUACCCUGUCGCAUUUGGAAACGAUUGUGGUCCUAGUGAAUAUAAAUCGGCUGCUGGAGAGUGCUGCCCAAUGUGCAAUAUUGGAACAGUAGUACGCAGUGACUGUACUGGUGAUUUGAGUACCACAUGCAAACCUUGCCCUCCAGGAACAUUUAUAAGUGAACCAAACGGCCUUCAUAACUGCUUCACAUGCAGAAACUGUGUUGAAAGUCAAGGACUUUACAUCCAGAGUAGAUGCACUACAAUAAAAGACACUGUGUGUGAUGUCCUUGAUGGACAUUACUGCAUUGAUUACUCAAAUUCACAGUGUUUUCAUGCUCAGAAACACAGUGUUUGUGAACCAGGACAAGAAACAAAAAUACCAGGAACAAAGACUUUGGAUACUAUAUGUGUGAACUGUCCUCAUGGAUUUUUUUCACCAUCAGGUCUGAGCUGCACCAAAUGGACAGAUUGCAAAGCUAGGAAUGAAAUCCAGAUAGAAAUUGGCAGCUCUGUUAAAGAUGUCAUAUGCACACCAAAAAGACGGGGAAGAUAUAUUCUCAUAAUACCAGUGGCAACAUUGUUCUCCAUAAUUCUAUACCUGUGGCAAAGGAACAAAAGUUUUAAACUUAAAUGUUACACUCUACAGCAUCCUGUUGAAGAAACAACCUCUGCAAAUACAACAGAACCCAAAUACAACACACCGUAAGAAGGAGGAAAACAGUGAAGAACCAGUUAUUUCCUAAAAAUUCCUAAAAAUCUCAUUCACUCUGCUAGAUCUCCAGUGGUCCACUUGUGGCACUAUUGUAAUCUUCUCCGUGUGCUGUGACCUUGACGUGGUGGAGAAGCUUGAGAUCCUCCCGCACUCUGAGAACUAUGAGAGGUUUAACCACAAAACCACACCUAGGAGGACAAACUAACAACAGCAAGUUUUUUUGUUGCAGCUCCAGAUAUGCAUGGACAGCAGUAUCACCCACUCAUCCCUAACAACAAAUAGACAGUAUUUGAAAUAACAUACUGCAAGAGGACCAACUACAUAUGUAGGGAGACCAGGGCUAGUGAACACUUUUCUUAGUGACUGUUUACUAGAGUCGUAUUUCAGAGUUGGUGUCUUUAUGGUAAAAAGUGAUUAAUGAAAAACAGCUGAAAUGAAAAAGAUCACAUACACAUAAAAAUAUCAGUUUACAAAUCAGCCACAAUGCCCCAGCGUUUUAAUAUAUAUUGACAUAACAGCAGUACGCUUAACCUUAUUUGAACAUUAACAACAAAAUGUUUCUGCUUGCUUACUUCCCUGUGUAUAUAACACACCUCCACUAAUGUCAGAUUGACUGCCUUAUAUUUUAAAUACGCUAGUUUAUCAUGCAUUAUUUUCUGCUCAUAAAUACAGUAGCCCU